This is a messenger RNA of Nomia melanderi (Alkali bee), 4088 nucleotides long. Lineage: Eukaryota; Metazoa; Arthropoda; Insecta; Hymenoptera; Halictidae. The record is from RefSeq and is a predicted model, not a curated record.
CGGGCGGCAAAUGCUCCAGUUUUCAUUUUUAUGCCGCUCUGAUGCUUAGGCCUUUAAACGAUACACUCUGCCUAGAUGGUGAUCAGACUAUACAUGAUCACGACUUGCUCGAUCACAUUCGACGCGAUGUUUCGUUCUAGUAUCCGACUGUUAUGUAAUCCUCUAAAAAAAAUUAUCGACAUGGACAGGGAUCGUAGGGAGCAGCGCGAUCACGAUAAUUUAAAUGAAAACGAAGGAGAACGAAAACUAGGAAUGGAUUUUCGUAAUUUGUCUCAUCAUCGUAGUGUGGAUCAUUCAACCGAUGCAGACACGGAGCGAGAAAUGGAGGUUGAUCAGAACGAUCGUGUCGAGAAUCUUCACGAUGAUAAAAUAGAUCAGAACAUUGGGAGGAAUUUUCAUAACUUAGCGCAUCAUCCCGCUAUGAGAGAUAUGGAAAGAGAUCAAAAUAAUCACGCCGACAACGUGCAUGAUGAAAAAGUCGAUCACAAAAUCGGAAGAGAUUUUCGUAAUUUAGGUCCUCAUGGCAUGGUCCAUUUACACUCUGGAAUUGAGCAUUUAAGUAAUGUGGAUGUAGAGGUAAAACUAGCAAGAGAUGUUCGUGGCUCCUUAGGAUUGGGAUUAUCAUUAGAAUUAUGUGUAGUUUGUGGUGAUAGAGCUAGUGGAAGACACUACGGAGCAAUAAGUUGUGAAGGAUGCAAGGGUUUCUUUAAGCGUAGUAUUCGAAAACAGUUGGGUUAUCAAUGUAGAGGUAGCAAGAGUUGCGAAGUUACCAAGCAUCAUAGAAAUCGAUGUCAGUAUUGUAGACUUCAGAAAUGUCUUGCGAUGGGCAUGAGAAGUGACUCUGUACAACAUGAAAGGAAGCCAGUAUUGGGGGAGACAGCAGGUGCAAAAGUAGGAAAUCGAAGCCCUAGAGUUAAACCUGAACCACAGCAACCUGUGUCUGAAGCACCUCCAACCUGGGAACAACCUGAAAGUCCGAGUAUGGAAGACCAAAGUAGUGAUAGUGAUCUUAGUGAUGCAUUAACAUUAGCAAGAGAACGUUUACUUAUCUCACAUGCUUUGGAUAGUAUGGCUAAACUUAUUGGAGAUAGUGUUAAUGGUUCAAGUGAACCAGAAGAAGAAUGGACUGGUCAGUUAAUAUCUGAGAGGCAUACACUUUUUGAGUUAAGAGCACCUAGUCCUGCUCCUGCAUACUUAUCAAUACAUUAUAUUUGCGAGAGUGCAGCCAGAUUACUUUUUCUGUCCGUUCACUGGGCAAGAGGAAUCCCUGCAUUCCAAGCAUUACCAUCUGAAGUUCAAACAACAUUAGUACGCAGUUCUUGGGGACAGCUCUUUACAUUAGGCCUGGCACAAUGCGCGUAUACUUUGUCGCUUCCUAGUAUUUUAACAUCAAUAAUAAAUCAUUUACAAGCCAGUAUCGCACAGGAAAAAAUUACGGCUAGCAAAGUGAAAUCUGUUACGGAACAUAUAUGCCGACUGCAAGAUUGUGUUAGUUCACUUCAUAAAUUACAAGUGGAUUCUGUUGAAUAUGCCUACCUUAAGGCGUUAACUCUAUUUAGUGCUGAUAAUGUUUUAGCUGGUGUUUGGCGUAAGAAGGUUGAAGUCCUACAAGAAGCUGCGUGGACAGAAUUGCAGCAACGUGUAGGGUCUGACCGGUUACCACGCCUUCUUUUAAAACUUGCUCCGUUGCGUUCGAUUAACCCUAGAGUUUUGGAAGAUUUGUUUUUUGCUGGUCUCAUUGGUAGAGUAAGCGUAGCUAGUGUAGUGCCUUAUAUUCUUACUAUGCACGAUUACAAAACUGAACCUGAAAGUCACAUGGGAAAGUGCAAGAGGUCGGCCGACGAGGAGACCAAGGUGAAUAAAAAGGGAAAGCGGAAACGGACAGCGGAAACCGACAUCGUAGUGCCGACGAAAGAGAAGGAAGUGCCGGUUUCGGACGUUAAACGGAAAACCAUGGAACACACGAUCACAAGAUGCGACGCCCGGUUACCAAAAGUCACGCCGAUCACGGACGAUUACGAGAUCAGCAAUCACGUACUCGGUCUCGGAAUCAACGGAAAAGUUGUUCAAUGUUAUGACAAGAAUACCAGGGAAAAGUAUGCGCUCAAGGUGUUAUACGAUUGUGUAAAGGCAAGAAGAGAAGUUGAAUUACAUUGGAGAGCAUCAAAUUGUAGACACAUAGUACAAGUCAAAGAUGUAUAUGAAAACACAUACAGUGGCAAUAAAUGUUUAUUAGUUGUUAUGGAAUGUAUGGAAGGAGGAGAAUUGUUUGAGAGAAUACAAGACAGACAAGAUGGUGCUUUCACAGAAAGAGAAGCUGCACAAAUAAUGUAUGAAAUUUGUGUUGCUGUAAAGCACCUGCAUGAUAUGAACAUUGCACAUAGGGAUCUCAAACCUGAAAACCUUCUUUAUUCUAGGCCUGAUAAUAAUGGAAUAUUGAAGCUUACAGAUUUUGGUUUUGCAAAGGAAACACAUUUAAAAGACACUUUACAAACACCAUGUUACACACCAUAUUAUGUAGCUCCUGAAGUUCUGGGACCAGAAAAGUAUGACAAAAGCUGUGAUAUUUGGUCACUUGGAGUUAUUAUGUAUAUAUUGUUAUGUGGUUUUCCACCUUUUUAUAGUAAUCAUGGUUUAGCAAUUUCACCAGGAAUGAAGAAGAGAAUUCGGUUAGGUCAAUAUGAUUUUCCAGCUCCUGAAUGGUCACAUGUAAGCGCUGAGGCACAAGAUCUUAUUAAGGGAAUGUUAUGCACAGAUCCAGCGAGAAGACUGCAAAUUGACGAAGUUAUGCGAAAUAAGUGGAUCUCUAAACAUACGGAGGUACCACCUACUCCUUUACAUACUGGUCGAGUACUGAGGGAAGGCGAAGAACUUUGGCCAGAGGUGCAAGAAGAGAUGACGCGGUCUUUAGCAACAAUGCGCGUGGACUACGACACAGCUAAUUUGAAACAAUUGGAUCACACAAACAAUGCAUUAUUAAAUAAACGUAGAAGGGCAAAACAGUCGAAUGCUGUAACACCAACUGCUAAUCCUACGCCUGCUUCCUAGGGAGAUGCUGCAAGAGCCAGGAAACACUGGCGUAUUUUUUUACAUAGAUGUUUAAGAUAUAGUAUACUGACAGUAAGAAUUGUUUCGUGACAAUUAUGUUGCAUGAGAGGUGAGAGAUUACGGGACAGAACAUUAUUGAAAGAAAAGAUAUCAAACAUCAUGUCAUAGGAAAAGAAACUCGAAGAUAAUGCUUCUCAAAUUCAUUGCGUGAAUUUCUACUAUUGUACAUUUGUUUUUCAUUGUAAGAACAUUCUGUUUGAUUACUGACUAUUAAGCUGACUCAUAAAUAACUUCUACUGCAAGUGACGAAAAUGCAGUGUUGAAAUAAUUAAAAGAAUUCAUAAUGUAUACAAUCUAUUAAAUUUCAAACAACGGAAAACAUAUGAGAUUAUUACUAAUGUUAUAAACGCAAUGCGAGAAUUAUUCGGAACAUAAACUAACAAAGUUAAAUUUUAAUAUCACUAUUAUCAUGAUGUAUUCAUGAAGAAAAUAAUGAUGGGUAUAUACCUGUAAAGAGUACUUCACAACGUUUUAGUUAUGGUGCAUUUUUUACGUUCUCUAGUAAAAGUAAUACUUUAAUGGAAUUGAACAAUACAGUAAAAAGUUAAUUAUUAUAACUAAAGAACUAAAAACGUGUAUUGAAAUGUAUGCCUAUUGAAAAAACAUUGGUAAUGAAAGGUAUUUUCAUUAUCUGCACAUAUGAAAUGAUUCGACUUUUAUGGCCUACUUAAAUUAAGUUUUAUAUUAAAAGUCUAUCACUUGAAUAUACCGAACACGUAAUUUAGCAGCUAUAAUAAAUUUCUUACUACCUGUUUACUUAAAACAUUUUAUAAUAUGUCUUUGUAGUAUUUUUAAAUUAUUAGAAUGCUUUUAUUUAUCAGAAUGACAUCAUCGUAUCAUAAAAGCAUAGUUUAUUUGCAAAAUAAUACAGAAAAUGUUCUUUUAAGUAAUAUUUUGACUGAGGCUGAAUAUUCAAUGUAAGUAUUUUUAAAAUUGUUUCAGUAUGUUUAUAACUAUAUAUUACCCUAAUUAUUUUUAAU